Molecule: messenger RNA, 277 nt
Organism: Staurois parvus
Lineage: Eukaryota; Metazoa; Chordata; Amphibia; Anura; Ranidae
Source: the annotation of a GenBank genome assembly
UACCUGUUCCUCGAUCCAGCCGCGCGCUGUCUUCCCGGCUUCUGUAAUGGCGCUCGGCAUGACAGCCGGGUGCCCAGUGCGCAUGAGUGAGAAGCACUUGCGUUUUGUGAUUGGUCCGGCGGCUUCUGGGAUCUGUCAUGUGUCCCAGGUACCGCCUUACCAUUCACAAAGCGCACCGCUUCUCGCGCAUGCGCACUGGGCACCCGGCUGUCAUGCCCAUGCCCACACUACAGAAGCCGGGAAGACAGCACGCCGCUGGAUAGAGGAACAGAUAAGG